This is a messenger RNA of Archocentrus centrarchus (flier cichlid), 3765 nucleotides long. Its product is annotated as abl interactor 2-like. Gene Ontology annotation, cellular component: actin-based cell projection; lamellipodium; SCAR complex. Bases 88 to 1899 code for a protein of 603 amino acids. NCBI's taxonomy places the organism in Eukaryota, Metazoa, Chordata, Actinopteri, Cichliformes, Cichlidae. The transcript is spliced from 13 exons. Gene Ontology annotation, molecular function: signaling adaptor activity; SH3 domain binding. Gene Ontology annotation, biological process: neuron migration. The record is from RefSeq and is a predicted model, not a curated record.
CAGUAGUGAGAUUUCCACGGCGCCCCUGAAGGCAGUGGGCUCCAUCCAUUGAGCGCUGCAGCCGUGUAGUAGUAAAGCCAUGUAAAGAUGGCGGAGCUGCAGAUGCUGCUGGAGGAGGAAAUUCCUGCGGGACGAAGAGCGCUGCUGGACAGUUUCACCAACCUGGAAAGAGUCGCGGAGUACUGCGAAAGCAACUAUGUACAGUCUGCAGACAAGCAGCGAGCGCUGGAGGAAACAAAGAGUUACACCACACAGUCUCUGGCCAGUGUCGCCUACCUCAUCAACACGCUGGCCAACAAUGUGCUGCAGAUGCUGGACAUCCAGGCCUCGCAACUCCGCCGCAUGGAGAGCUCCGUCAACCACAUUUCACAGACCGUUGACAUUCACAAAGAGAAGGUAGCAAGGAGGGAGAUCGGCAUCCUGACCACCAACAAAAACACGUCUCGCGCUCAUAAAAUUGUAGCUCCAGCCAAUCCGGAAAGGCCGGUGCGCUACAUCAGGAAGCCCAUCGACUACAGUGUGCUGGAUGACAUUGGACAUGGAGUUAAGUGGUUGUUGAGGUUCAAGGUGAACGGUCAGCAGAACAUGAAACUAGGAGGGGGUCUGUCUCGGUCCAACCCACCCACCCAAAAGCCGCCUAGCCCUCCGAGGGCAGGCAAGGGCAUCUUAGGACUUUAUUUGGAUGGGCUGUCCGGGAAGAACUCCCCCUACAGGACACUGGAGCCUGUACGCCCCCCAGUUGUACCCAAUGAUUAUGUCUCCAGCCCGAGCAGAAACAAUAUGACAGGCGGACAGCUUCCAAGUCCAGCCCGCACUGCUACCCUCAACCAUCGACCCCGAACAUACAGUGGUAGCAGUGGAGGCAGCCAUCCCAGCAGCAGCAGUCGGAGCAGCAGUAGGGAGAACAGCGGCAGCGGCAGCGUGGGCAUUCCCAUCGCUGUGCCCACACCUUCCCCGCCCUCCACCUUCCCAGUUUCCCCGACUGCCGGACCUGCUAGCUCAUCCUCCACCGCUCCUAACUCUUCCCCUUCCCCCUCCCCAACUCCUUCCUCCUUCUCCUCUUCCUCCUCCACCACAACCUUAACACAACCCAAUGCACCUUUGCCGCCAAGCUCACCUUCUCAACACGCCAACUCACCUCCCCAACCAAACUCACAAUCAAACGCACCAAACACCAGCACCUCCCCACCUUCUAACUCCUCCCCGAGCACAUCCGAAGUCCAAUCGGAACUGCUUCCCCCUGCUCCUCCACCUCCACUCUCCUCCUCUUCCUCUUCUUCAUCACCUACCGAAGGCCCUAUCAUCCCUCAGUUCUACAGUAUGAACCGGCCUCAGCCUCGACAGCAGACCCCACAGGUGGGGGGAUCACUGCCUUACCGCCGCCCGCCAUCUGUAACCGGUCAACCAAUUGCCACCCAGAAUCAGGUCAAUGGUGGUCCCUACUACAACCAGAGCCCAGCCUCUCCACCGCCCCCCUCCAUCCUCCAGUUCACCCCACAGCUUCCUCUGAUGGGGUUUGUCGCUCGAGUUCAGGAGUCCAUUUCAGACACCCCUCCGCCUCCGCAGCCUGCCACCGAGAACCAGGCAGAGCACGAGGAGCCCCCGCCCACUCCUCAGCCAGCUGAAGACGGGCAUGAAGAGGAGGACUCGGCAGUGGUGGAGUAUAAUGACCCAUAUGCUGAAGAAGACCCACCGUGGGCCCCCAGAAACUACUUGGAGAAAGUGGUGGCCAUCUACGACUACACAGCCGACAAGGAGGACGAGCUGUCGUUCCAAGAAGGAGCGAUCAUCUACGUCAUCAAGAAGAACGAGGACGGUUGGUUUGAGGGAGUGAUGAACGCGACCACCGGUCUCUUCCCGGGAAACUACGUAGAAUCCAUCAUGCACUACGCCGACUGAGGCGCCGCGGUGUCCCAGCUGCAGUUCAGCUGAAUGGAGCCGAGCUAGAAGGGAAACCUGACCCAGUUCUACGUUGCCAUUCAUCUACUUUAGAUUCACACUAAUCAGUCACAAGGACGUCAGAGCUUGUGCAAACAAAAAUGACCACUUUAUUAGUAAUUAAUAAUGUUUUGUCAUCAUAUCCAAAAGGCUUUUACCUUUAGUGCUUUAGGACUGAGAGCCGCUCCAGGUGUGAGGAUUCAUUUAAAAACAGUGUGUGUUCACACCCGGCCGCUCUGCCAGCGAGAGAAUGAUGCAGUGUGUUUGAGCCAGCGCGGUUCCCCUUAGUUUUAAAACAAAGAGAGGUUUGGUGUGAGCUGAUGUCACAGGUGUUGUCACACACUCAGGUGUGUGUUGCGACAGACUUCAGUUUCUAAUCUUAUUUUUUUCAGGUCCUACUUAAGAACAACAAAACUUUUAGGUCAUAAAAAUAUGUGUUUGCUGCUAAAGUGAUAAUCACCCCAAGUCCCUCUGUCCACCUGAACUAAAGAAGGGAAGGUGCCCGGUGCUGCUGUUCUUCUUCAGAAGUUCAGGGCGACAUGAGUAGGACAUUUAUUGUUUUUGUUUUUUUAAUCACAAGAAAUUGAUUUUAAGAUCUUGACAAGUGCAACACAGUUUGCAUUUCUCCUACAGAUAUGAAACCAUCCAGUGUGUAAGUGUGGUUGAAUAAAUGUUUUUAGAAAUCAGAGCAGGUGAGUCUUAUGAUGCUACAGCUGAGAAUCUACACGUAAUCCAGCGAUGUUGAGACUGCAGUCUGCAUCUGGUAAAAGCUAAUCCUGCAUGACUUUUACCAGUUUGCCAACAAAGAAGAAAAAUUGAGCCUUCUCAUCAUUUUUGUCUGGCAGCGUGGUGAAAGAAGAUAUUCUCUGAGUGAGGAGUCUGGAAGAUCAACUUGAGAUGAAGGAAACAAAUAAUGACGCUACAAGUCAGAAAGGUUUUAAUGCUAAACAAAGCACAAAGAUCUUCAGUAACACUUAAACUCAGUGACGUUGUGCGAGUGACUUCAUCAGCUGACUGGAUGCUAUCCCCCCCUCUUCAUGGACUCUUCAGUGAAAACUGAGAUUCUAUGAAUUUCCUUUAGCGUCACGCGUCCUCCUGUGACGUGACGUCUGUGAGUCGACCUCUGCGUGUUUUCCAGUUGCUGAAAUCUGCUUGUUCUGUGUUGAAUGAAGCUGCCAGAGGCAGAUCUGGCUGAUAUUAAUGUUCGUGUAACUAAACUAACACUUUAUCUCAUCUACGAGAGAUCUGAUCAGUCGCCAGGGUCUGACCGGGUAAUGAUUGAUUGAACUAUUGAUCGUGAAUGAUCUCGUUUUAGCAGUUCUCCUGUGUCCGGCCUCGUCGUGGCUUUGUCGUGUUGUAGUAAAGUGGACCUGAACUAACCGGCAGGAGGAGAUUCUGGAGCUGUUUUUAAAGUUUACGGUGUGUUUGCCUGCAUGCCUGAUAUAUAACUCAUUUUUAUGGACCAUAUUCUUUAUUUUCCUGUAGUUUCACCAACUUGCUUUAUUCUGUCUGUCUGACCGGCUGGAGGUUGUGAUGUCUCUGUGCAGUUUUUGCUUGUAAUUGCCCUUUAACUGAAGUCCUGUGUACUUGGACUUGAGACUGACUCAGAAAAAAGGUGGAUAUUUUUGUGCCAUAUGUGUGUGUGUGUGUGUGUGUGUGUGUGUGUGUGUGUGUGUGUGUGUGUGUGUGUGUGUGUGUGUGUGUGUGUGUGAGAACCAGUAUGAACCAAAUGUUUCCAUGUUGACUGAAGUGACUUUGGACCUGACAGCAGUGUGUCCUUACUUGUACAGUGUUUAACCACAGAAACCAGAGUCUGCCAGGUUAAAU